CUUGACGCUAACCUUUUCGGCAGCUCUGGCGCUUUCUUCUGAACCAUCACCAUGCUACCAUUGGCUCUCUUCAUUCUUCUGUUCAUUUCGACACCAUUAUUCGCGGCUUCUCAGUCCAUUAUCGAUCUCAAUUUCGACGUGCAACGAUGGAAAGAAACUAUAGAAAAUCAAGUUGAACAAAACGGGAUCAAAGACGAGCACAAAACGGGCUUUGCUAUAAAUGUUGGGCUAGAGACGAUGCCUGAGCUGCAGCAGGUUAUGAAGGACCGACACCAACGUUUCGUCGCAGUCUCAGGCGGUCCAGAGUGGCCUUUUGGAGAUUUUUUGGAGGAUUUGACUUCAAUCCAAGCUGCAGCGGAGGCUUAUGUUGAAAAGCUGGAUAACCGUGACCUUGGUCUCAACAAAAUUUUGAAUCACAUUAUACCUUCCCCAGACGUUGCCGGGAAUACUUUGGACACCAUCUCUAGCAUACCACCACCUUUCACUCGUGGCAUAAAAGCACGGGGCCUCAAUAUUAAUUAUCGUCAAGUUGAUGCAUCGACCUCUCCUCAUUCCCCUUUCGACGACAUAAUGCUUCAUCUGAAAUCAUUUUUCGAUACGAUCACCGACGCUCUGGAAUCCAUCAUCAACGAUGCGAAAGUUACGACCCAUGAUGCAAUUGUUGCCAUUCACGAAUUUAUUCAAGACCAAGUCGCGUUCCUGUCGAAAGAAGUUCAAGAAGCUAUUCAAAGCUUUAAGAAGUUCUCUGCCGAACAUCCGUGGAUUGUAGCGAGUGCCAUAGUAGGCCUCGUCGUGUUUGGGGUCACGAUUGCUAUUUCUCCAUAUGCAUAUCUUGCAAUCUUGCGCCUUGUUGGGUUUGGGGAAUUGGGGCCGGUAGCUGGUUCCUGGGCUGCAUUAAUCCAGUCAACUGUAUACGGUGGGGGAACUUCGGGGUUGUUUUCUGUUAUCCAAAGCAUUGCGAUGACGGGACGAAUUAUCUGGCCGAUCAGUGUGUUCACUGGGAUUUUUGUGGUUGCCGUUGGUGCUGCAGCAGCUUUUUGGGGAGGUGAUGCCAUUAAGACGUUUGUCGAGGAGUGGAUGAACCAGGGUGGAGCUUCUUUCCCUAUUCUGCCUGAUGGGACUAUGGUAACUGAGGAAUUGGGGGUGUGGAUGGGCGCGCUGGGUGAAAAGAUGGAACAGACAGGUGUUCCUCAUGGGCAAUGGUUCGAUGUAGUGAUUGAGGCGUUACGCCGACGGUUGGAGACUUUCUGAAAAAGUACUCCGUCUUUCGACCACAAGUCACUCCAGGUUGAUCUGACGUUUCUGAUUUUUGCUGUCUACGAAAUAAAUUCUCCGUUACAUGAUGUCUCAUCAAAUACUUAACGUCAAACAAGGCAGUUUGAAGAAGUAUUCAAUCUAGC
Messenger RNA from Marasmius oreades (fairy-ring Marasmius), 1400 nucleotides. RefSeq lists its product as uncharacterized. The transcript is spliced from 4 exons. The record is from RefSeq and is a predicted model, not a curated record. NCBI's taxonomy places the organism in Eukaryota, Fungi, Basidiomycota, Agaricomycetes, Agaricales, Marasmiaceae. The coding region runs from base 52 to 1251 and encodes 399 amino acids.